This is a messenger RNA of Hansenula ciferrii, 1662 nucleotides long. RefSeq lists its product as uncharacterized. Gene Ontology annotation, biological process: regulation of lipid storage. The transcript has a single exon. The coding region runs from base 1 to 1662 and encodes 553 amino acids. Lineage: Eukaryota; Fungi; Ascomycota; Saccharomycetes; Phaffomycetales; Wickerhamomycetaceae. The record is from RefSeq and is a predicted model, not a curated record. Gene Ontology annotation, cellular component: endoplasmic reticulum.
AUGGUAUCUGAAGAUUCUACUGAUUCAGCAGAUACAAACAGACAACACACUGAUCACGGUGCAACUGAUAACAAUAAUGAUCAUCAACAUCAAGACAAUGGACCAAAGAAGAGUUCAAGAGUAGUUGGUGGUGGUGGAAGUGCUAGUGGUACAAAUCAAUUCCCUAAUGAUAGUGAAAGACAACCUCUUUUAUCACCAGACGAUCCAGGUGUAUCACCUUUAAACGUGUCAAAUGUUAAGAUUGCUAAGUUAUUAUUGAAUACAUUUUCAUUCUUAUCAACAAUAUGGUUCAUACUAUUAUUAUUAAGUGAUUUUGUUUCAAUACCAGGAUUAAAUAAUAAAGGUCGUUCAUUCUUGGAAAUAAAUUUUGUUCUUGUUUCAUUAUAUUCAACAUUAACUACAUUAGCUUUCUUCAAAAUUCCUUCAAAACUUGAAAGAUUAUUAGGAUAUAUAACUGCUGGUGUUAUUGGAUUUGUAAUAAUCUUAUUAUUAUUAUUUCAAAGGGAACAAAUGGGUAAAGUUGGUACUUUAAGUGCAUUAUGGGCAUUCUUGACGAUUAUUUUCACUUCAAUUAGUGAAUACUUGGUUGAACAAGGUAAAAUUCAUGAAGAGAUUAGACUUACUGGACGUGUGGAAACAAGACGUACAUUAACUGAAUGGGUUGUGAUAUUUAUAAGAAAUGUUUUCAAAACUGUUUUAUUAAUUUAUGUUUCAUUCAUUAGUUUAAAUGUUAUCUUACAUGUUUUUGAUACUUUAAGAGUAAAACCAUGGGGUGAACUGGUCCCAGUUGAAGAAGAUUCAUUCAGAUUACAUCUUUCAUGUUUUGGUGAUGUAUCAACAAACGAAUCAUCAUCACAACCAAUAUUAUUAUUAGAAUCAGGUCAUAAUUCAAAUGAAGAAUUUAGUGAAUGGGUUGAAGAAUUAUAUCAUUUGAAUAAAAUUGAUAGAUAUUGUAUUUAUGAUCGUCCAGGUUUUGGAUUUUCAGAUUCUUCACCAUCACCAGUUUCAAUAUCAAUUGUGAGUGAAUUAUUAAGUGAAGCUUUAAGGAAACAAAAAAUUAAUGGUCCUUUCCUUCUUGUGGGGUUUGAUAUUGGUGGAUUAUAUUCAACAGUUUUCGCUUCUCAUAAUACAGCACAAAUUGAAUCCAUAUUAUUAGUUGAUUCAUGGCAUGAAGAUUUAUUAUUAAAAGAUCCAAAUAGUAAAACCAAAAAAAGAGAACCUUUACCAAAAGGUGUUUCAUCAAUGGGACCUGGGGCAGGUUUGAAAUUAUGGCUUCGUGGAUUUUUUUCACCAUUGGGUCUUUCAGCUCAAGCUUCAUGGUUAUUUAAACAUCAUGGAUCAAGAGAUCGUAUCUAUGGACGUGAUUUACAUGUCCAGGGACAAUACCUUAGAGCAAGAUUACAAGAACAAAUCAGUGCAAGUGUAUUAUCUUAUAAUGAAGUUAUUAGUUCUAAGAGUUCCUUGGUUGAUAUACCAAUUUCUGUUGUUAGUUCUGAUUAUGUUAUUAAAAAAUCAUUGAAUUGGGGGAAUUGGCAAAGACAAUUAACUAAAAUUAGUUCAAAUACAAAAGAAUGGAAAAUUGCUGAUGGUGAUCAUGAAAUUUGGAAAUCUCCAAAGGGUAGAAGUGAUUUACAAGAUGUUCUUUUGAGGUUAUUAGAAUGA